AUGCUAUCAGCGCUUUCCUCCAGCGUCACCAAUGUCCGCCAGACGGUCGCGCAAGUUUUGAACUUUGCGCUUGUUCUCUCCACGGCUUUCAUGCUAUGGAAAGGUCUUUCCGUCUUUUCGGCAUCCAGCUCCCCGAUUGUUGUGGUGUUGUCUGGAUCGAUGGAGCCAGCCUUCCAGCGCGGAGAUCUGUUGUUUCUGUGGAACCGCAGCCCCCGAGCAGAAGUGGGCGAGGUCGUUGUGUACAAUGUGCGCGGCAAGGACAUUCCCAUUGUGCACCGCGUCGUGCGGACCUUCCCCGAGGUGGAAGGCAGCGCGAAGAAAGUGAAGGAGAUCACUGUCGAUUCGGCACCAACCUCCCACAUGCUCUUGACCAAGGGCGAUAACAACCUUGCCGACGACACCGAACUUUAUGCGCGGGGCCAGGACUAUCUAAACCGCAAAGAAGACAUCGUGGGUAGUGUGCGUGGGUAUAUCCCUAUGGUGGGCUAUGUUACAAUCUUAUUGAGCGAGCACCCUUGGCUGAAGUCGGUGAUGCUGGGGCUGAUGGGAUUAAUGGUUAUGCUUCAGCGGGAAUGA
This is a messenger RNA of Penicillium alfredii, 576 nucleotides long. It is a transcript of the gene sec11, whose product is annotated as signal peptidase complex catalytic subunit SEC11. The transcript has 3 exons. Lineage: Eukaryota; Fungi; Ascomycota; Eurotiomycetes; Eurotiales; Aspergillaceae. Gene Ontology annotation, molecular function: serine-type endopeptidase activity. Gene Ontology annotation, cellular component: membrane; signal peptidase complex. Bases 1 to 576 code for a protein of 191 amino acids. The record is from RefSeq and is a predicted model, not a curated record.